GGGGAGGCUAGAACUUGAGUAAAAACUUCAAGGUAGUGUAAUGUUUUGGUCCCGUUUUUGUGUUGAUAUUCAGAAUCAUGGACACAAAAAUCCUGCAAUAUACCCCAUUUACAUCCUUCGUGCACCCUUCCUUCUGGCAUAAACUUGCAGAAAAUAAGAUAAAUAUUGAUAGACUCUGUGAUUCUGCGAAAAACAUCUUUGGUUACUACUGCAAUCUCGAUGCAACUAAUUGUCUGGUGGAAGUUGAGUGUACAGCAUUUAAUAAAGUCUUUGUCUUGCCAAAAAACUGCUACUAUGCCCAUGGGAUUCUCUACAACAAGAAUACAAUUGAGGACUUCAAAGAAGUGGACAAAAACAAACUGCUACAGGAAGAAGGAAAUCGAAUUGGAAAGCUAAUUGAAAGUGGGAAAUGCUUAGAAGAUCCAAGUCUUCUGGUGAACUUCCUUGUUCUCUCAUAUGCUGAUCUAAAAAAGUAUAAAUUCUACUAUUGGUUUGCUUUUCCAACUCCAAUCGAUGCCAUUCUUCUCAUAAACAAACCUCCGGCUAAAGUCGGAGAGGUGUUUACUGUGGAGCAAAUUGAGGUGAUCAAGGAGAAGUAUUUAACCAUUGAGGAUGCACGAAAGCGAUCUUUCUUCAUCCUGGAAAACAUUGGACAUGGAUUUAAAAUUCAUGCACUGUCAGAUGUUAUCAGCGAAAGCGAUAGAGAGAACAAUUUUAAGGGCACUGAUCUCACCAAGAUCUACUUUGGAUUCUCCGAUCCCUCGGAAUACGUCAAUCCUGGAUGGCAGUUGAGGAUUUUCACUGCAUUUCUCUCGUAUUUGUGUCCAAAUCUCUGUGGAGGAGCCAUCAAUUUCAUUGCAAUUAAGCUCAAGCGUCAAUUGACCAUCGAUGAAUCCAUUGUGUAUGUGGCCAGAAUGCCAGAGAAAUCCAUUAAUUUUAGCGAUGAAGUCAAGUGGAUUGGCUGGGAGUUAAAUAGUGUAGGAAAGUAUCUCCCAAGAGUCGUGUCCAUGGCCGAUUCCAUGGAUCCCGAAAAACUGGCUGAGACUUCAGUUAAUCUCAAUCUAAAAUUGAUGCGUUGGCGAAUUGUGCCAGAGCUCAAUCUUGACGCAAUCGCUGAGACAAAGUGUCUGCUUUUGGGGGCAGGGACUUUGGGAUGUUCAGUGGCCAGGAAUCUGCUAUCCUGGGGUGUGAAUUGGGUGACUUUUGUGGAUUAUGGAAAUGUAUCUUAUUCCAAUCCUGUACGUCAAAAUCUCUUCAAGCACGAAGAUGCUCAAUUUUCCAGGCCAAAAGCCUCAACAGCAGCAAAGCGUCUCUUGGAAAUCUAUCCAGCUCUGACAACCAAAGGUAUUUCACUUCACAUUCCAAUGCCUGGUCAUCCAAUUGGGGAUUCCACCCGUGACCAAACCAUCAAGGAUAUUGAUACUCUUGAAAAAUUAAUUAUUGAGCAUGAUAUUGUCUAUCUUCUCACGGAUUCCCGAGAGAGUAGAUGGCUUCCAACAGUUCUGGCCAACUUCCAUGGCAAGAUCGUUAUAAAUGCAGCCUUGGGAUUUGACAGCUAUCUAGUGAUGAGACAUGGUACCAGGAAGAGCCCUCCAGAGCCAAUAGACUACCAAAAAUACGAGAGAAAAGGAUUGAAAUGCAUUCCUGGGAAUCAUCUCGGAUGUUACUUCUGCAAUGACGUCACAGCUCCAGGCAAUUCAAUGCGAGAUCGAACGUUGGAUCAGCAAUGUACAGUAACACGUCCAGCUGUUAGUAAUAUUGCCGGAUCACUUGCUGUGGAGCUGAUGACGACACUGCUUCAGCAUGAAUUACGAGAAUUUGCACCGGCGUACAUUGUAGCAUCUUCUGCCCAGAGAACUGAAGCAGAGGCACUUCCUGAAGGGAUUUUGGGUAUCUUGCCACAUUCAAUUCGAGGUGUUAUUUCGUCCUUUGAACAAAUCUUGCCAGCUACUGAGAAUUUUUCACAGUGUAUUGCAUGUUCUCAUAAAAUCCUUGAAGAGUAUUCAAAGAGGAAAGUUGAUUUCAUUCUCGAUGCACUCAAUACGUCGAAAUAUUUGGAGGAUUUAACUGGGAUUACUGAGAUGAUGAAGGAGAGCCAUGAGGAUAUUAUUGAAUGUGCAGACUCGGAUUUUGAACUUUCUGAUUGAAUGGAAAAUCUAUAUAAUUAUUUUUUUUUGCAAUUUGAGCUCAAAAGCUAAAAGUGUUCGUUAGUAGAUUUUUAUAUUUGAAAUAAAUGCCCAAAAAUUUGGUGAUUUUUUUGAGAGAAA
Messenger RNA from Phlebotomus papatasi, 2267 nucleotides. It is a transcript of the gene Atg7, whose product is annotated as ubiquitin-like modifier-activating enzyme ATG7. Gene Ontology annotation, cellular component: phagophore assembly site; cytoplasm. Gene Ontology annotation, biological process: autophagosome assembly; autophagy of mitochondrion; cellular response to nitrogen starvation. Lineage: Eukaryota; Metazoa; Arthropoda; Insecta; Diptera; Psychodidae. The transcript has 7 exons. Bases 78 to 2147 code for a protein of 689 amino acids. The record is from RefSeq and is a predicted model, not a curated record. Gene Ontology annotation, molecular function: Atg12 activating enzyme activity; Atg8 activating enzyme activity.